UUUCGUUUUGGAGUAUCGGGCUCUUGGAAACCAACCGGUACAAACGGCGGAGGCUUUGCAAGUGAUAUGUCACUCAUGUGCUAAGAAGAUCAAACUGCUCUGCGUAUUAUGUCGGCCGACGCCGAGAAUAUUCGCGUCGUGGUCCGAUGCCGCCCUCUCAGUGAAAAGGAGCAGGCUGCAGGAUGUCAUGAAAUUGUGGCGGUUGACACUGUUCAGGGGACAGUCUUGGUUACCAACCCAAAUGGGGCACACGGAGAUGUACCCCCUAAAAUGUUCACGUUUGACACCGUGUUUGAUGUGAAUUCGAAGCAAGUCGAAGUCUACAACCAGGCAGCUAGACCGAUCGUCGAAAACGUGCUCGAAGGAUAUAAUGGCACUAUUUUUGCUUACGGACAGACGGGUACAGGAAAGACGUUCACCAUGGUGGGAGACCGCUCAGUGCCAGAGUUAAAAGGGAUCAUUCCAAACUCAUUUGCGCAUAUCUUUGGCCACAUUGCUAAAGCCGAGGGUGACAAGAAGUUCCUAGUGAGGGCAUCAUACCUUGAGAUUUACAAUGAAGAGGCCAGAGAUCUUCUGGCAAAGGACCAAAAUGCAAGGCUUGAAGUUAAGGAAAGGCCAGACAUUGGUGUAUAUGUCAAAGGACUUUCAAGUUGUGUCGUCAAAACAGCAGAUGAACUGGAUCGAAUCAUGACACUUGGAAACAAAAAUAGAGCUGUGGGUGCAACUAACAUGAACGCACACAGCUCUCGUUCUCACGCCAUGUUCACAAUCACCGUGGAGUGCAGCGAGUGUGGUCUCGAUGGUAGGCAGCAUGUCCGUGUCGGCAAGCUUCACCUCGUCGACCUGGCUGGUUCUGAGCGUCAGAGCAAAACGGGCUCUUCAGGUCAGAGGCUACGAGAGGCAUCGAAAAUUAACUUGUCCCUUUCAACCCUUGGCAAUGUUAUCUCUGCUCUGGUUGAUGGCAAAAGCACGCACGUGCCUUAUCGGAAUUCCAAACUGACCCGUCUGUUGCAAGAUUCUCUUGGUGGCAAUUCCAAGACUUUGAUGUGCACCAACAUUGGCCCUGCCGACUACAACUAUGAUGAAACAAUUAGUGCUCUUCGUUAUGCCAACCGAGCCAAGAAUAUAAAGAAUAAGGCUCGUAUCAAUGAAGAUCCAAAGGACGCCCUGCUUCGUCAGUUUCAGAAAGAAAUUGAAGACCUCAGAAAACAGCUGCAGGAAGGGGCUGAUGAUUCAACACCGGAGGAUGACAGUAGUGAAGAAGCUAGCUGUGGUGAUGACAACACUGAUAAAAAGGACAAGCGGAAACGAAAAAAAGCCAUUUCCGAGGAAAAGAUGCGUGAGAUACAAGCGCAGAUUUUAGCGGACAGAAAGACCUUAUCAGAAAAAAAAGACAUGGCCCAGGAAGAGCGUGACCGUCUCGCUAGUGAGCUUGAGAUGAGAGAACAACAGCUGAAUGCAGCAAGAGAAGAGCAGGAAGGUUUGAUGCAAAAGCUUCAUGCGCUCGAAAAGAAGAUCAUCGUCGGAGGUGAGAACCUCCUUCAAAAGGCCGAAGAACAGGAGCGACUCUUGGAAGAGAGUGCACGAGAGCUUGAAGACAGGAAGCGAAAGGAAGCUGCUCUCAGAGAAGCCCUGGAGCAGAAGGAGGCUGAGCGGCUGGAUAUGGAGGAGCGAUACUCCACUCUGCAAGAGGAGGCAGCAGGCAAGACACGUAAACUGAAGAAGGUCUGGGCUCUGCUGAUGAGCGCAAAGGCAGAGAUGGCUGACCUGCGUCAGGAGCACCAGCGUGAGGCCGAGGGGCUGCUUGAGAACGUGCGCCAGCUUAGUCGGGAACUGCGGCUCAACAUGCUCCUCAUAGACGCCUUCAUCCCGCCAGAGUACCAGGAGCUCUUAGAGAGGUGUGUCCAGUGGAAUGAAGACACCGGAGAGUGGCAGCUGAAGUGCAUCGCAUACACGGGAAACAACAUGUGCAAACAGAGUUCUCCUGAUGUUGGCAAUCUUCAUGAGAAAUCUGAUCUGGACUUAUCUCAUGUGUACUUGAGCUACUCUCCGGAUGGGCUGCAGAUGCCCGGCCGACACCGAUCAGGAAGAAAGUCAGCCCGUCCAAAGACCUCUCGUCCAAAGUCCUCUCGCAGCUUGUUACCUGGCAAACUUGAACUUUUGUCGCUGUUUUUCUCUGAUGCUUACGCAUUUAUUCAAUGCUUACAGUGCACCAACAUUGGCCCUGCCGACUACAACUAUGAUGAAACAAUUAGUGCUCUUCGUUAUGCCAACCGAGCCAAGAAUAUAAAGAAUAAGGCCCGUAUCAAUGAAGAUCCAAAGGACGCCCUGCUUCGUCAGUUUCAGAAAGAAAUUGAAGACCUCAGAAAACAGCUGCAGGAAGGGGCUGAUGAUUCAACACCGGAGGAUGACAGUAGUGAAGAAGCUAGCUGUGGUGAUGACAACACUGAUAAAAAGGACAAGCGGAAACGAAAAAAAGCCAUUUCCGAGGAAAAGAUGCGUGAGAUACAAGCGCAGAUUUUAGCGGACAGAAAGACCUUAUCAGAAAAAAAAGACAUGGCCCAGGAAGAGCGUGACCGUCUCGCUAGUGAGCUUGAGAUGAGAGAACAACAGCUGAAUGCAGCAAGAGAAGAGCAGGAAGGUUUGAUGCAAAAGCUUCAUGCGCUCGAAAAGAAGAUCAUCGUCGGAGGUGAGAACCUCCUUCAAAAGGCCGAAGAACAGGAGCGACUCUUGGAAGAGAGUGCACGAGAGCUUGAAGACAGGAAGCGAAAAGAAGCUGCUCUCAGAGAAGCCCUGGAGCAGAAGGAGGCUGAGCGGCUGGAUAUGGAGGAGCGGUACUCCACUCUGCAAGAGGAGGCAGCAGGCAAGACACGUAAACUGAAGAAGGUCUGGGCUCUGCUGAUGAGCGCAAAGGCAGAGAUGGCUGACCUGCGUCAGGAGCACCAGCGUGAGGCCGAGGGGCUGCUUGAGAACGUCCGCCAGCUCAGUCGGGAACUGCGGCUCAACAUGCUCCUCAUAGACGCCUUCAUCCCGCCAGAGUACCAGGAGCUCUUAGAGAGGUGUGUCCAGUGGAAUGAAGACACCGGAGAGUGGCAGCUGAAGUGCAUCGCAUACACGGGAAACAACAUGUGCAAACAGAGUUCUCCUGAUGUUGGCAAUCUUCAUGAGAAAUCUGAUCUGGACUUAUCUCAUGUGUACUUGAGCUACUCUCCGGAUGGGCUGCAGAUGCCCGGCCGACACCGGUCAGGAAGAAAGUCAGCCCGUCCAAAGACCUCUCGUCCAAAGUCCUCUCGCAGGGAUCAUUGUGGAGUUUCCUCUGGAAGCCUGUCCCAAGCUUAGUCCCAGUGGCCACAUCGUUUCAUAUUCAUGCCUGUCUCAUGCUCAGGCAAGAGCUGUGUCACUUGCGCUCACUGAGUUCGCGGUGGAUAUUCCACCAGCUGCCGUGCCAGUGGAAAUAAUCUACGUGCUUUAGUUGAUGUUCCAACUUGGGGCUACAGUGCAACAGAGAACGACACAGAUAGAAAGAAAGAAAGGGCACUGCUCUCCUUCCUUUCUUUGUGCAUGUUGUCACGCUUUGUCGUUUUAGCUUAACCAAGAACCAAGCCUGAUGUUAAGUAUGAAUGGGGACUCUUAUAGCACAGCGUAUGCGUAUUGUGUACUCCUUGUGGAACACCAAAGGUAUAGACAGGAGUACCAGCACUGGCGGCUACAUCUCUUGAGACCCUUCAACCAUGUGAGUUGGGAAACAUUCUUGUGUUGCACAAGUCUCGUCAUUGAAAAGGAGGAAGAGAAGAGGCGGACAUAUAUUAUUAAGGUUAUGUUUCUGCCAACACCUUAUGAGCUGCUGGAAUGCUCAGUGGUUAUGGCAUUUUGAUGCUGGGCAUGAGGUAGUGGGUUGGAUUCCCAGCCACUGUAGUUGCAUUGUGACGGAGGUGGAAUGCAAAAACACUGAUGUAGUACCAUGAUUUUAGUGCAUGGUAAAGAACCACAGGUGGUCAUAACUAAUCUGGAGCCAUCCACUACGGCGCCCUUCGUUGCCCAUAUGCUUCGACGUUAAACCUGACAAUUUUAUUUUAUUUUAAUCCAUCACCUUUGUCCCAGCAACUAAGUAGAGCACAGUCAUUCACUGUAAUAAGCAUUCCGCAUGUGCUAGUUGAACACAGUGUCACAAGAUGCCAACUCCAGUGCGGCUGUUCUUGUCUACAUCUUUGGUAUUCAGGAAGUGACAAUAUACGCACACGGUACACAAAUAUGAAAGGGAACAGCAAAUUUUAGUGUAAAGCCGAUUAUUUGUCUUGUUGCUGUGCUGAAAUAAUAAUUUUAAAAAGUUCCAUAAGGGCAGUUCUUCAACAUAAGAACUUUACAGCAUUAUAGCAGUAAAGGAGGUUUGGACUACUAUUACAUUUACAGGAAUCGGUGUUUGGACACAGACUAAGUACUAUCUUUCAUAUUGGGGCAGAGUGUACAGCAGCUUAAGCUCUCUAGUGCCAUUGUCACUGCUAAGCUUGCCGAUAUUACCAAGCUUGCCAAGCUUACCAAUAUUAUGCAAUGGCGUUGUCUAGGAGUAGUAUUGCAUUGCCUCGCAUUUUCCAUGCUUUCUGAGUGAGGGCCUACGUGAAGUUGUUGUGACAGGGAAACAUGAACGUGGAAGCAUGCGCUGUUCUUGUAAUACAAUCAUGCCAGAAUGAAACCUGAAUGGGAAAAAGCAAAUUGGAACAUAUCUUUGUGCCUAAUUGUACAGCUUCAAAAUGGACAGGGUUUGACUGUGGUGCAACCUAGCACCAAAACUAAGAGCAUGUGAAAACAAUUGCACUAUUGUCACUCAUGCUGGUAAAUGUGCAAUGAGAAGCAUACCUUCUGGUUAGUCCUCUCAGAAGGAAAAAAAUUGUCAUUCACCUGGGAGUAGCACAAAGCCACAAAGGAAACCAAAAGGAGAGUAGCACAAAAAACCACAAUGGUUUCUCAGAAUAAAUGCUUCACAGUUACAGAAAAGCACAAAGAUCCAACACAAUGUUGGAACUAAGUGACAUUAUGCAAUGUAUGAUGGUUGUCGAGGGAAGAAUGUUGAUAAAAGGUGUACGCACAGAAAAGUAUGACACAUAUGCCAAAGUGGCACAUCCAUUCGGGGAUUAGCCAAGAAUGGACACACAUCCAGUGACCCGAGUUGUCUAGUAGGCCAGACACAGCAGCCAGCAGCAAGUUGUCUAUUUGGGCUCACACCCGGGUAGAUAACUGGUGGACCAUUCGAAUUACAGAAUGGGUGCCAAGAGAAGGGAAGCGCAGUCGAGGACGGCAGAAAACUAGGUGGGGUGAUGAAAUUAGGAAAUCUGCAGGGAAAUUGGAAUCAGCUAGCGCAAGACAGGGGUAAUUGGAGAUAGCAGGGAGAGACCUUCGUCCUGCAGUGGACAUAAAAAUAGGCUGCUGCUGCUGAUGAUGAUGAUAUCUAUUGAGAAAAUGACAGUGAAUGCCAAACCCCAGGAAAAAGCAAAGUAAGCUUCGCUUUAAAAAAAUAGUUCUUGGACCAGAAUUAAUUUUUCUUUAACUGCAAAGCUUUCUUUUUUUUUUUUUCUGAGAAACUGGGAUGGGUUUCCUUUGUAGCUUCGUACUACAGUGAAAUUUGAUGGCAAUUUUAACAUCCCCACAUUUCAGAUUUGCAUAUAAAUGAUGUGGCAUAGCCAGUUUGCCUUCUCAUGUUGGUAUUUUGUUCUGGCAUGAUAGUAUGUGUGUAAUUCUCUGUGCUAAGUAGCUAACUUUACAUGAGUUUUGUUCUUACAUGAGCACCUUUUGUUCUUGUAUAGUAUGUGAGCAAGCUGAGAAUCCAAGUCUUGGGAUUUGACUUUACUUAGCUUCAAGCGCUGCAUAAUGGACUUUCUGAAAUAAAUUAUUGAACAAUACAGGGCAAAGUGCAAUUAACUAAUGUAUGUAUUCAGUUACUGCAUGGAAAAAAAAAACAA
Molecule: messenger RNA, 5954 nt
Organism: Dermacentor silvarum
Lineage: Eukaryota; Metazoa; Arthropoda; Arachnida; Ixodida; Ixodidae
Product: kinesin-like protein KIF3A
Exons: 23
Coding region: 109-3339 (1076 amino acids)
Biological process (GO): mitotic cell cycle; microtubule-based movement
Cellular component (GO): microtubule
Molecular function (GO): plus-end-directed microtubule motor activity; microtubule binding; ATP binding
Source: RefSeq, a predicted model, not a curated record